Molecule: messenger RNA, 8790 nt
Organism: Triplophysa rosa
Lineage: Eukaryota; Metazoa; Chordata; Actinopteri; Cypriniformes; Nemacheilidae
Gene: inpp4b
Product: inositol polyphosphate-4-phosphatase type II B
Exons: 20
Coding region: 45-2573 (842 amino acids)
Cellular component (GO): cytoplasm
Molecular function (GO): phosphatidylinositol-3,4-bisphosphate 4-phosphatase activity
Source: RefSeq, a predicted model, not a curated record
GCACUUUUGGUUAAAAACUCACUGAACUCUGGACUAAAGGUGCAAUGGACUUCAUAUCAUGUUGUUGGAGGCUGAGGGCAACAAGAGAUCCUCUGUUUCCUGCUGGGGUGAGUUUCCCAGCCGAUUGGCCCGUUUACAGUGAAUCGGUCAUCAAGCUCAGCGUAUACGAUGUGAAGGAUAACCGCGAGCCGAAGAGCAGCUUCUUGGGAACUACCAGCUUCUUGGUGGCUGAUCUCAUCCAGUCCAAAGACCAACAGCUUUCUCUCAACUUAAGAUCAACAGAUGAUUCAGCUACAGUGGGGACAGUGGUGGUGAGCAGGUCGAAGAUGGGUGAGAUAGAGGAUGGAGAGGUGGACCACAUCACCGCCGACAUGCACCAGAAGUGCACGUUGGUGUAUGAAACAUCACAUGGGACAAGUAAUGACAAAGAUAAUGGACCUAUAAUGAAUGCUGUGUUUAAGAAUGCGGUUUGUAAGGUGUAUCGCUUUCAGACCGUGGACAGUAAAUGGAUGCUGGUUCGGGAGCAGAUGGCUGAGUGCACGUUGUCCUUCAGCAUCCCCAAACAGCUCAUCAGCCUCUACAUUGAGGAGGACACAUACAGGAUACAGGAGCUGAAUGAUCUGGGAGCACUUUCUCCACACUGGGACAACAUGAGAAAAGAGGUCAUCUCUCGCUAUGACCAGAUCAUCAAAGAAUACCAGCACACACUCGCAGAAAUGGAGAAACUUACCGGCCCGUUGUUCAAGCCAAGCUGCAGCAAAGGCCAGAAGUAUCUGGAGUUCAUCCCCAUCAACCUGCACACGCAGAGAAUGCGAGUGACGUGUCCAAGAAAAACAGAUUCUGUGUAUGAUGUGGUCACAGUUGGUGCUCCGGCAGCCCAUUCGCAAGGCUUCAAAAACGGAGGCUUGCAAAGACUGGUCAGCAAAUACGAAUCCGAGAAGAAGAGCUAUAGCACGGCGUAUCAGUCCAUCUACUACCCUCCAGAACAGACGGCCAGGGCCAGGGAGAUUCUGGGCACGGUGUUCCAGCUGCAGCCUCUCAUCUCUGAGCUUGCUGACCAGCUACUGCAGGUGGCCCAGCAGUGCUCCAGCCAGGCACUGAAGGACACACUCAAGAACCUAGAGGAGAAGACAGAGCAGUUUGUGCAUGCCCUGAAGGACGAGUUGGUCAAGAGUGCCCUUUUGGCCCUGCAUGCCGCCCGUCCUGGCUACGUCAGCAAAACGUCCAGUCCGUCCAGCCAACCCAAAGCCGACGCGAAUGCGAACGUGACCACAGAGCCGCACACCCUCUGCAACAACGUUGCCAGCUCUCAGACACCUCCGAAAGAAAGCAAAACGUCUCCAAUCCGCUCUGACUCCAUCCCUCACCAGACAGAGUAUGACGAGGAAGAGUGGGACAGGGUGUGGGCCGGCGUAGCCAAGAGCUUGAACUGUGUUAUCGCCGUGGUGGAGAAGAUACAAGAGUUAGAAAACAACAACCAAGAGACAGCACCUGGUCAAGCCCUUGCUGAUGUCAUCACCGCCCACAAUCCUGCUGCAGAUUUACGCGAUCAGCUGGCCGUUCUGGUUGACACUCUGAAGGAAUGCGUGAUGGAUGUGACAGAGAGAGCCAGACACUCGAUGAGCUUUGUGUUGCUCCAGGAAGCAGCGUGCAGCACCGUGCAGGGUCUUCAGCUCCAGCAAAGACGAGAUGCUGUCUUCAGCCAAGCGCUGGCUGCAUUGGUGUGUGGAUUUGUCAUGCGUUUAUACGCAGGUUUGGAGGAUAAGGGCUUUCUCAGACAGCUGCAUACGGUCGGACUGGUGGCUCAGUUUGAAAGUCUCCUCAGUACAUACAGUGAAGAAAUAGGAAUGUUAGAGGAUAUGGAGGUGGGAAUAUCUGACCUGCACAGCGUGACCUUCAAAAUCACAGAGGCAAUGUCUGAAGAAGCUGACAGCCUGCAGCCAACCGUCAGCGGUAGACGAGACCGUUACACUCUUGAGGUGCCACUCCCACAUCAUGCCUUCCAAACGUUACCCGAGGAGCUCCGAGAGGGCAAGCCGCUGCAUGUGCUUCCUGUGCUCUUCAAUGUGGGCAUAAACGAGCAGCAGACCAUCGCCGAGAGAUUCGGUGACAUAUCUUUACAGGAAAGAAUAAACCAGAAGAACUUUGAGACUCUUGAAGGUUAUUAUAAAUCCUUAACCAACACGGUACCAUCAGAAUGCUUGCCCUGUUUUCAGACACAGACCGACAUUAAAGAACUCCUUGACACCCUUGGGCAGAAUGUAGUAACUAAGAAGAGGAAGAAUGUGGAGAUUCUGUGGCUGGCAGGAAUGAUCUGUCGCCGACUGAACGGAAUCCGCUUCACCAGCUGUAAAAGUGCCAAAGACAGGACGUCCAUGUCAGUAACGCUGGAGCAGUGCUCACUACUGAGGGACGAGCACCAGCUCAAUAAAGACUACUUUGUGCGAGCUCUGGACUGCAUGCGGAGAUCCGAGCUAACCCAACUUGACCUCUGGAAUGCGUCAAAAUUCGCUGAAGUUUGCAUUUCUGGUCUAUUGCAUUCGCAUGCAUAUAAAUGGAAGUCAAUGGAAUGAAUUCUUCAAAGUAAAUACAGUUCUGUCAUGACAACUCUCGGAGGGUUUAGCAUGGUAGUGUACAUGACAUAUAAAUGUAUUUGGUCUUGGCGGAAUAGAUCUGCUACGCUGCUGCUGCUGCGGCGUUGGAACAAGUACGGAGACUUGCUACUGCCAAAACAUCCACAACAUGCUGCUGUGUGCAUAUAAGGAAUGCUGUUGCUGCACAUAUAACAUAUAUGAAUAAACCCCCAUAGUUUACGUGAUCACCUUGUAGCAGAUCUAUACAUGUGGAGCUGGGGAAGGAGGAGGGUUUAGGACCAGAACUACUCUGUCAUCAGCGUAAAAAAAAUCAUUUAAGCAGCAUUUCUGUUGUGGCCAUUCCCGUCCAGUGUCUGUUGAAUUUCAACAAAAUCAAACCUCACGCAAAAUCAAACCUCACGAGUGACAAAGUCAUUCAACAGCAAUGUGAAAGACAAGCAUCGCCUUUUGAGGUUAUCACAUAAAAAAUAGUUUUUGAACUUUUCCUAAUUACAUUUAGAAAUAUUAUUGUUGUAUUGUAUUUUCCUGCAGAUUUGUCCAGAUGCAGGUCUUAUAUUGUAGAGGGUUCAGGAGUGCAACAUUAAGGCUUAAAAGAGUCAUAUUGGAUGGCUAAAACAAACAUUAUUGUGUGCAUUUGGUGAAAUACAGUGUGUUUACGCGGUUUACAGUUAAAAAAAACUCAUUAGUUUUCAUAUACCGUGCAUUACUGCUGCUCCUCUGUGCCCUGCCUUUCUGAAACACCUCGAUUUUUAACAAAGCUCAUUGUUGUGAAAAGCGCUGUGUGCUUUGAUUGGCCAGCUACCCCGGUGCGUUGUGAUUUGCCGAAUACCUCAAGCAUCUGGCGGAAAUGUAACGCCCCUUACCAUAUUCGGAACAUCAGCCUUCAAAGCAUAUUGACAGCUGAUAAUGUCACCUGUACCGUGUGAGUACAAGCCCGAAUAUGAUCCAGAAAAUGCGUUUGACCAAGCGGAUUAAUCAACUUUGCCAGCAGACCGUAACAGAUUGGUAAAGGCGGGCGUACACGGUGCGAUUUUUGCUGUUGUAUGAGCUCGCAGGUGAUUUUUUUCCAAUCACGAGGAAAUCGGUGAUGUUCGUAUGGUCGCGGCUUGUAUUUUGUGCGAGGAAUUACGAGUCGAGUAGAGUGCCUUAAGAUCACUUCCCGACCUCCCGAUCAUUUUUAAACAUGUCGAAAAAGUUCGGGAGCUAUCGGAUUGAAACCAUGACAUGUAUGCUGUUGAACAAGCCGAUUUGUUGAUCUAUCUGAAAUCGACCAAUCAGGAGUUACUAUUUGCACAACUAUGAUUUAUAUGAUAUCUUCCGUGACCACAUCAAAACAUGCACAAACAGAUACGUUAUUACCUCAAGUUGUUUUUGAAGAACAGAAAGUCCAUGCUGUUCUCUGCUCUUCAAACGAAUUCUUUGCCAUGCCCUUUUUUAUUUUCUUUUUUAUUCUUUCGCAAGCCAUUGCUGCCACAAAGAAAGCAAUCUCUUCUUCUGACUCCAUGUUUUUGGCGCAGAACUUCGUGCGAUUGCUUGGGAAAUCGGCAGGUCGUACAAUCGUGUCAUGUAUCACUGCCUCCAUACACUUCUCAGUUUUUACUCACUCGUGACGUGUGCGUGGACAUACGGUCUUCCGACCAUCAGAAUUCGCACCGUGUACGCCCGGCUUAAGGUUUUAUUUUUAAAAACUAUUAGGUUUAACAAUUAGCUAACUAUAGCUAACUUCUUGAGCUGCCUUUGAUGCUGUGUCUCGACGCAACGCGACAAAGUCAAUAAAACAUUAUAACGAGGCAUUUGUUGCAUCCAGUGGGGACAUAGUUACUGAAUAUCAUGACUUAUAUUGACUUUUUUCGUGUAGCAUCACGCUGCAGGGUAGAACAGCCAGUGGAUACAAGGCGGAAUCCAGCUCCCGAUGGAUUCAGCCUCAUAAAUAUAAAAAAAUUCUGCAUUUAUGAUCGUAGGACCGUCAAAAAGUUUUCGUUUGAAUAGUCAGUUGCAAAUUCUUUAAUAAUGAAAACAUACUUACAGGCUGUGAGUGAGAAACGGCAGACUGUCCUUAAAAGUUAGAUUUGCCCCACUUUUUAGAAACAGCCUUUGUGCACAACCAGGUGUUAAUGUGAGGCACACACUCGGAUUUUGGAGUUGUGCUGUUUUGGAACAGUGUUGUAAAUGAAAGUUUAACCACCUAUUGCUAAUUGUGUCCUCGUUUGGAAGACCCAACGAAGUAGUUUUGCAUUUGUAAUGAAACACACAGCGUCUCCACGACAUGGUGGCAGCAACAACAACACUACAGCGGGAAUAGACACGCCUUCUUUCUUUGCCUAUACAUUUUGGGCGGAGUUCUUCAGCGCUUCUCACGAACUGACGUAGAAAUGUGGGGAUGUGUUUAAACGAGGGGUUUUAGGCAGGUUUGGAUGAGCCUCCGCUUUUAAAUAAAACAUCUCUUUUGGUUUAAGACUUUUAAUAUUACAAUUUUACGUGUCUAAUAUAUGCAUGAACAACUUGUAACACACCAAAGAUACAGGGAAACACAAAAUCGCGUCAUAUGACUCCUUUAAAAAUGAAGCCUGUGUAGGCAGCUUACUAAGUUUUGAAAAGGGCCUUUGAAGCAGUCUGGAAGAAAUCCAAGCAUAACCGAUGGCUGAACUCCUACAGAAGCAAAAUACGUGACAUGUAUUUCCUGUUCACGCCUGAAGAGCCACACAGUGGUCCUUUUGUCAGUGAUACUGUGGAUCCUUUGUGGAGUCAUAUACUGUACAAGCAGAAUAGAUUGUGAUCACAUGAUCAGCGUGGAACAGUUGCAAAGUUUCAGUGACAGCUGCACAUUUUUAAACCCCCUCGAGACCAUGUGGAGCAAUAGUAAGUUUAGCUUUUAGCAUUCAGUCCACACAUCGUGUGCUUGGUUACCAAAAAUUGUGAGCUUUGUAAAGUGUCACUCCUGAAGAAGAAUAUUCUAGAAGGUAGCCAGCAUUUUUUAAGAUGAAUAUCUUCCCAUAAUGCAUUGCGACACGUUUAGUAAACAAAAACUUUUUUGUAUGAGUUCAAAAUGUAAUUAAUUUAAAGUUAAGUCUAUAUUAUUAUUAUCAAGUCUAUAUUAAAGGAACAGUUCACCCAAAAAUGGAAAUUCUGUCAUCAUUCUGUGAGACGUUUUCAAAGUGGGGGUCAAAUUUCUUUGUAAAUUUCUUUGUUCUGAUCAACACAAAAGAAGAAAGCAAACAGUUCUGGGGCACUUUUGGCAACCAUUGUCAUUUUUCCUACUAUGGUAAUCAAUGGUGGCUACAAGCAAUCUUCCAAAUAUCUUUCUCUGUGUUCAUCAGAACAAAGAAAUGAAUACAGAUUUGGAACAACAGAAUUUUCAUUUUAGGGUGAAGUAUCCUUAAAGUCUGUAAGUUUUGCCUCUAUGUUGCCAUCUCUGUUUGAAACAUAAAAUUGCAGGUGCUCGUCUUUAUGCAUAUUAAAAUCAAAUAACAUCAAAAUAAUAUUUCUCUUAAUUCCCUUAAUCGUGAUUAAGUAGAUGAAGAUGCUUUUGUUGAGAAGUGUAGGAGGUUUAGCUUUUGAGAAAAGUUGAUCUCUGUGGGCUUUUCAUAAUCGCACUGUUGAAAAGGAAGUUGACAAUUAACUAUGACAAGUUCCAGAAUUUUGAGCAAACUUAAUUGGUGACAUCCCACUAGACUCCCGUACAACCCUAUGUCAGACUGUGCAGAUGAUUUUUGCUAAAAUCUUGCCAAUUCGACUCAACUGUGGCUAGAAAAACUAGAUGUGUGUGUACCCAAAGCCCUACGCUGGGAACCCUGCCUGCUCAGGGUGGCACAAAGCAUACUUGCAUGCAACAUAGAUACGUACAAGCACAGGAUGUAAUUAAAAGUUUACAAGUGUGCUGGAUUUUAUUGGUUGAGGAUUCCAAAAUGUUGACAGGUGUUGGUGAACUUGAAGGCCUUGGCUUCAAUUGCUUUUUUCAGUUACUCAAUUCAAAGAAAUCAGUUGGGAGGUCCUAACAAAUAGAUGACACAUUUCUAUGGCAUUUGAUGGAAAGUAUCCCAUGGAAAUAUGUCCCAUAGAGAUUAACAGAUGAUAGAAGUAAGUGCUUUUUGCGUUGACUGCCAACUUCUAUACCCUGCCAAUCGGACCUCAAAGUAAGCCUUCAUAACCACAUAUCAUUAAUAAAUGAAUUAUUUAUAAAACUCCUUCCCAUUACCCACUGAAUAGCAUUGCUCUUUUACAUUCAUUUCAAUACAAUGCCAAAUAGUUGUAAUCAAAUGGGUCACGAAACCAUAUAAGUAUAAUAUAUCAAGGUAUAGUUAAGUACUUUUGAGAAAUGUGAUCAUUGACCUACUUUCAUACACUAUUUUUUCAUGCUUGUCACAGCAGGCUGAAUGUGUGUGUGCUCGAAUGCGUCUGCUUAAUGUAAACAAACUGGAAUCAAAACACAAUAGCAUUGUUUUAAAGAUAAAGGCAGGGAUUUGAGAACUUUUCAAGGGUUUAAGACUCAUCCGUUUAUUUGCUGAUGAAAGUAAUGUCUUAUUAUCAUGUCAACGAUUCGAUAUCAUGAUGCAUCACAAUGCGUUGCAUCCUCAGACUGUCGCAGCUCUUUCUCGUCUAACCCCCAAAUUCAAACUACACUCCAGAAGCAUGCGCUUCUUUCAUAACACGAGUAGAGCGCUUAGAGAUGCAGUGUGGUGUCUUUUAUGUGUUGAUUGAGUGCUUGACAUCUUAAACAACUUCCAACAGCGGUUGAAGUUUAGAAAUAUAUGAAAAUGGAAGUUGCUCGGUGGCUUUGGUCAGGGUCACUGAGUGCAGCUAAGACACGUAAGAGGAGAUCUGGCCCUCCCGGCUGAGCCUGGUUUCUCCCGAGGUUUUUUUUUCUCCAUUAUUCAUCAUUGGAGUUUGGGUUCCUCGCCACAGCAGAGCAGUGCAGUGUUGGCUUGCUCACCGGGAGACUGCAUUUAUUUGUUUAUUCAUUUAUUUAUUAGAUAUGAUUUAUUAUAAUGAUCUUGCUUGGUCUAUAAACACCAUGCACUGUGCUGUGUUUUACCUUUCUGUGUUUUUCUUAUUUGCUCCUGUAAAGCUGCUUUGGAACAAUGCACAUUGUGAAAAGCGCUAUAUAAAUAAAAUUGAAUUGAAUUGAAUUGAAUUGAAAAUGCGCUUUAUUUACACGCAGCCUUCUGUGCGUGUGCACUUACUCACCUCACCUUAUCGAGAGAGAGGCGCAACCCCUGCUCAUGCUCAAUUUACAGUCUGAAAGAUGCAUUUAUAUGGUUUAUGUCAAAAGCAACGUUUUAAAUAUGAUAAGACAUAACAUAUUUACAAUAAAGCAGAUUUUUUUAAUAAUCGACUUUUCAACAGCCCUGUAUAGACCUACUUUCAUGAUAAUUGAGCAAAUUCUCCCCACAUUUGGCAUUGUGAUAAAAAUAGACCCUAUUCUUGCAACGUUAAUGUGAAAUUAAAUGUGACGUGAGAGGCUUCACCUCAUGAGCUGUCAGUUUGUUAUGUUUGGAGAAGGGAGGGCUGUUGAUGUCAGGGUUUGAUUUCACAUAGCUAAACCGGUUUAGUUGAGUUUAAAACCAAAGCAGUUCAGAAAUUUAAUCUGACGCACGUGGUGCUAAAGUUGGAUCUGUGUCAACGUGUGUGACGUCAGCUCAAUUGUGAAAAAAAGAUAAAGUAACUUUUCAUUGUAACAAACACCUUUUCAUUUCUUUUCAAAAGAACGCCGCCUUAGAAAAAUGACGCUUGCUGCUUUUGGAAUCCAGAAGCAGGUGGAAGAUUAGCCUUGGCUUACUGUUUUCACUUAUAAAGUGACUCUCUAUGCAUAUACAAGGUUGCCAUUGUCACGGAAAUAAUACAAUUUAUUUUCCACAUCUGUAAACAUUCAACUCUGUGAUUACAUUCUUGAAUAAAGUUACAGAUUUCCAAACUGAUUUUUGAAGGGUUAAUCUUGCUAGAACCCACACCUCUAUUAUCUGUUGACCUGCAUUACAACUUUCUUCACAUCUUUCAUGUUCUGCUCAAAUUCUCCCUAGUGUUUGAAAUCCAUUCAUUCUUUAUCCUUUGACAUGUUAGUUGUUUUCUGGGCAUUCACAGACCCAUUCCUGUUCAGUGUGUAUGUGUGUCCUCUAAACUAUAGUGUUCUUCUAAACUAGUGUCUUGACAAACUAUUUGACUAACUUUUGCUGUUUGUGUGUGCUUUUUCUCUCUCAUU